AUAAAAAUCCGGACACCACCACGGGGGCAACAAACAAUAUUGCCCGUCCUCUAAGGUAACAAGCAGGCAAAUGUUUACGAAGAGGGCUCUUGCUGAAGCGGGGUGUUUGCAAAGAUUUUGUUGCUAAUUGCGUAUCAGACGGAAGGCUGCGGAAGGCUGGUCAAGUUUGGAGCCACCGAGCAGGAAGAGAAGAAGAGGAGAAGGCUGAAGGCGCUCAGUGAGGGGAGAGAUCUGGGGAAGACAACAUCGCACGCAGCCAGCCCGCGGCUCCCCGCCUCCGCUCCCUCCCGGGCUCGCUCGCUCUCUUCCCCCUUCCCCUGCGCUCCCUUCUCUGGCGACAUCUCGCUCCAUCCCUCUUUCUCCCUUCCCUUGCAGACUCCACUCCACAUCUGUGCUGCUACCCGCAAACUUUUUUUCCUUUAUCUUUUUCUUUAAUUCCCCCCACCCUCUCCCUUUUUCUUUUUGGAGUGGAUUCCCCUAAAACCAGCAAACAACUAACUGCUGCUUUUGCGUCUUCUUCAUCCCGCGGGUCCUUUGCCCAUCGGAGAGGCGAUGCCACGAGGGUUUUAACUCCUUUCGGCCGCAACUUGGGAGACAGCUCUAUUUUUACCCCCAUUUGAGGGGUCUUUUUUUCUUCUUUUUUUUUUUUUUUUUUUUUUUUUUUAAAGACCUGCCCUUUUAGUUUCGCAGACAAACGCUCUUAGUGCCGGGUGUUUAGAGUUUAAUGAGUGGCAAUGUGUAGCAAAGCGAUCCUAGCACUCCUGGUCUAUGGCAUAAUAAUGCACUGCAGCGUCUACUGCUCACCUGCGGCCGGACUUCAGUACCCGGCGCUCAGGCUGGAGGAUGAAGUCUACGACGAGGACGGGAACACCCUGCCGGACUUCGCCUAUGACCACGAGCCCCUCGGUAUAGCGAAUCCGUCCUCCGUGAUCGGCGAGAUGUACACCUUGUAUUACCCACCGGAAAAGAGGCACGCCGAUGGGAUCUUCAACAAAGCCUACAGGAAACUCCUGGGCCAGUUAUCCGCCAGGAAAUAUCUGCACUCCCUGAUGGCCAAACGGGUCGGCGGUGCCGGCGGCGGCCUGGGGGACGAGGCGGAACCGCUGACCAAGCGGCACAUAGACGGCAUCUUCACGGACAGCUACAGCCGCUACCGGAAACAAAUGGCUGUCAAGAAAUACUUAGCAGCCGUCCUGGGGAAAAGGUAUAAACAAAGAGUUAAAAACAAAGGACGCCGAGUAGCGUAUUUGUAGCGAUGAGUUACCAGCCACUCCUGUGUAUACAAAGUCCUGAGAGAGAGAGAGAGAGAGAGAGAGAAAGAGAGAGAGAGAGAGAAACCCAACAACAACAAAAAAAAAUCUAAACAAAAACAAAAGUCAUUUCCAAACUGACUGAACAAUCACCGCUCCUGUGUUAUCUAAACAUGUAUUUAUGUAUGAAGUAAAGCCAUUAAAUGAAUAUUUUGAUAAUAAUAUUGUUUUUCUUUUGUACAAAAGCACUAGAGAAACGCACAGAUCUACUUUGUGGACCAAUCAUUAAGUUAUAUAUAAUAUAUAAAUAUAUAUAUAUAAAUACUACUACGAAUACUAAAGAACAAUUCUUCAUAUAAAACCUGCACAAGAACAAGAAUUCGCCUGAGCUGUUUAUGUUUUUAUAUAAAAUAAAUAGAAAAAAAAGACAAUCAUUGUUUUGAAUAUUACUCCUAUUUUUGUAAUGGAAAUUAAAAGGAUAGUAUUUUUAUCCGCGACAGGGUCGAGGACAUUAAUUUUCACCAUUUGCUACUGUACAUAGAGAAGGAUGCCCUGCUCCCAGGGGAUUAUGAGGAAAAUGAUUUGGGAAAAUUGGUGAAGCAGAUUCUUCCCCCGGUGAGUCUCAAGGCAGGCUCCUUUGCCACUUUAGCCUCUCCGAAGGGGCAGCGUACCCUUUCCUCUAGAUUUCGAUUUAUUUUUUUUCCCUCCUGCUUUCUUUGAUUCCAGUUGUAUCUGUAUUAGUGUCUCCUCAAACAAUGAGCUUAGAGGAUAAUUCUCUUGUGAAAACAACAGCUCGAUCCAAAUUGUGCAUCUCUGUUGCCUAUUGGAGGGAGAAAUAGUUAAAACGACAACAACCAAAUUUCAGAACAAAACCAAAAAAAAAAAAAAGAAG
Molecule: messenger RNA, 2142 nt
Organism: Chroicocephalus ridibundus (black-headed gull)
Lineage: Eukaryota; Metazoa; Chordata; Aves; Charadriiformes; Laridae
Gene: ADCYAP1
Product: adenylate cyclase activating polypeptide 1
Exons: 5
Coding region: 735-1253 (172 amino acids)
Biological process (GO): adenylate cyclase-activating G protein-coupled receptor signaling pathway; positive regulation of ERK1 and ERK2 cascade; positive regulation of transcription by RNA polymerase II
Cellular component (GO): perikaryon; extracellular region; neuron projection
Molecular function (GO): neuropeptide hormone activity; pituitary adenylate cyclase activating polypeptide activity; peptide hormone receptor binding
Source: RefSeq, a predicted model, not a curated record